Marasmius oreades (fairy-ring Marasmius) is the source of this 1373-nucleotide messenger RNA. RefSeq lists its product as uncharacterized. NCBI's taxonomy places the organism in Eukaryota, Fungi, Basidiomycota, Agaricomycetes, Agaricales, Marasmiaceae. The record is from RefSeq and is a predicted model, not a curated record. Bases 62 to 1246 code for a protein of 394 amino acids. The transcript is spliced from 15 exons.
UGCAUUCGCCCCUCUUUCCUCUCGACCAUCGUCUUCAAGACUCGUCUGCGGUUCUGCAGUCAUGGCUCCUCCAUUGCGACUUGUCUUUGGACCCAUGUUGAUAGGUGUUUUUUUCAACGUCAUGUUAUGGGGGAUAAUGGCGGUACAGACCAUGGCUUACUUUCAACGGUAUAAAAUGGACGCUCUUAUAUUGCGAUUCUUCGUCUCUUAUCUCAUUAUCGCCGAGACCGUGAAUUCGAUACUGGGUAUGGCGAUGGUUUACAACUUACUGGUGACAGAAUGGGGGUCAAAAAACGCAACCAUAUAUUUUCCUGAGCUUUUGUUAGCAGAUCCGCUUCUAACGGUUUUGAUAUCCACCCCGAUCCAGAUCUUCGUAGCUUACCGGAUACAGAUAAUAAGUCAAGUGAUUUGGAUCCCGAUCAUUGUAGUUCUACUGGCGCUCGUUUCGAUGGGAGGCGGGCUCUGGACGUCGGUUAUGGUCCGGAUGGUCAAGCUAUUUGCGCGCAAACCCGAGCUACAUACACCUGCCUUGACGUGGUUAUUGGCAUCUGCUAUCGCGGAUGUAGCCAUCACUAUUAGUUUAUGUUGGAGCUUGGCCCAACGAAAAACUGGAUUUAAGCGAACAGAUGACAUGAUCAAUCGAGUCUUACGAUUAACUGUUCAAACGGGUCUUAUCACCGCCGUCUUUGCCCUUUUGGAUGUGAUCUGUUUUCUCGCCCUACCGCGUAGUACCAUUAACUUCAUAUGGGAUUUCGCACUCUCGAAACUGUACACCAACGCACUGUUGUCGACCCUAAAUGCACGUGCAGGGUGGUGUUCCGUCGCUGGUGUCGAUACGCACAAUGUAUUAUUUGGUACAAGUCUUGCGCCUGCGUCCGAUGGGGAGAUUGAGUCUCGUUGGAGGGGAUCGAUGUAUACGACCCAUCCAGAACUGUCGUUCCCACCGUUCAAGACAGGCGGGUAUGAGAUGGAUGAAGUAGACACCCAGAGUCGUACUCAACGCCGACACGGAGAUGAACCUCGAUCUCAGCAGCGUCUCUCGUUUACUACUCAAAGUGUUGAACCACCAGAUGGUGGUGUUGGUGGUGUGAGUAGUGUUAAGGAGGUGAAGGAAUCUCGUGUUGUUUUGGACGAACGGGAACGGGAAAGGGAACGGCGUUUUCGGACUUUUACUAAAUCUCGGACGCAGACUGUGAAGGAUACAACUGUCGUUUUAUUACCUCUCCCCACGUUCAGUCCCGAUUGAUAGCUCUGCUUAUGGUUUUCCUUUUUUUUUGUCCGUUGAGCUUCUAUAGUUUGUAGAAUAUAAAAUAUAUGUACGUGAACGAGACGUCUGGGACGAAGACGAUAAAUUUUCAAUAUUAUGGAACAUU